This is a messenger RNA of Stylophora pistillata, 3549 nucleotides long. RefSeq lists its product as uncharacterized. The record is from RefSeq and is a predicted model, not a curated record. Gene Ontology annotation, biological process: positive regulation of JNK cascade; positive regulation of canonical NF-kappaB signal transduction. NCBI's taxonomy places the organism in Eukaryota, Metazoa, Cnidaria, Anthozoa, Scleractinia, Pocilloporidae. Gene Ontology annotation, molecular function: signaling receptor activity; protein binding.
UAGGGACGUAAGUUCGGUCGAACCCGCUCGUACACCAACUGCUGUCGGGGAACCACGUUCAUAGUUCCCAUUUACAAUUUCAAUUUGGAUUACUAAGUGGUUUGAGCAUGGCCAAGACAUUGUCAUUUUUCUUCUUGCUGUCGUUCUUUAUUAUAUAUGUAUGUGCUGCAAGUUAUUCCCUACGGUGUAGGUGGAACCAGUUUAAAGUUGAAGAUGUGAUGGGUAACUAUUCUUGCAUCAGUUGCCCUAAGUGUCCUCCUGGAUAUGGCUUGACUCCGCAGUGCAAUAAUUUGGUUAAAUAUGGAACCCGCAUUGAGUGCAAAAAGUGUGAGCUUGGAAAAACAUAUUCUAUGGCUCAUGAUAUUAGAUCUUGCAGUCCAUGUGGAAUAUGUGCAGAUCAUGAAAGAGAAAUAAAGAAAUGCAAUUUUACUUCAAAUUCGGUGUGUGGACAAUGUGAUAAAGGCUUCUAUAGUGAAGGAUUAACUGGAGAUUGUCAGCCAUGUUCCUUUUGUUGCUCAUUUCUCCCCAACCACACUGAAACAAGCAAUAGUGUGAAAGAUGAAUGUAAAAACAUGCCAUUCUAUCAAAGAUGUGAUGCCAAUGCUAUCCAUUGUCAAGCACCAAAAUGUAGAGAUAACCAAUACCUUGUUGUAACAAACAAAAAAGGGAGUGCACACUGUGUGGAUUGUAAGAGCUGUCCAGCAGGAACAUCGCCUUCUAUUCCAUGUGGAAGUGGACAUAUACUAGAGAGUAUUGAUGAUGUCAAAUGUAUGAAAUGCUCUCUUGGUAAAACAUAUUCCGAAAAGCCAGGUACACACCCUUGCAAGACAUGCUCAGCUACUUGUUCAGUUGGACAGAUAGAAAUGACACCCUGCAAUCUGACACACGAUAGGGUUUGUGGAAAUUGUAAUAAAGGAUUUUAUAGUAUGAAUGGAACAGAAUGCAAGCCAUGCUCUGCCUGCUGUGGUGAUGAAAAAGAUGUUCAAAUUCCUGAAUGUGUGAGACACAGUAUGCCAAAGAGUACACAGUGUAGUUACACUCAGAGAUCCAUCACAGUAUGUCAGGAAGGAAGCAAAAUUGGGACUGUCAUUGAACAGAAAACCACAAUCACUACCACUUUAUUGACAGUGAUGAUAGUAGGGAUAAUUUUUGCAAUCAUGGCAUCGUUGUUGUUGGGAUACUUGAAAUACAGAAAGAAUAGAGGUUCUCUAAGUAGAUUUUUUUAUGCCAAGUUGCAGCCAUCUUUAGAGGAAGUGCCCCAUGGCCAUAGUCUCUCGAUAUCAUUGGAGGAGCCGAUAGCUCAUGGAGCACAGGAGACCUUAUCUUUUGAUAAAUCAGGUGUUUUAGUCCAGUUCAGCGAUACAGAGAGUUUCUUCAAUGAUGCUCAAGAAAUAAGAUUGGAGAUAUGUUGGGAUGUUUACUGCAUGCUUUCUCCUCAAUCUGGUGAAGUGCAGCUUAGCCCUGUGAUAAAGUUUCAUCCAUAUGGGAAGCAACUAUCCAAACCAGUGCAAGUUAGAAUACCACAUAGUGCUUUGGUUUUUUUAAGUAAUGACUGGGAAAUCACAUUAAAAAGCUCUCUACCACAUAAUGAAACAAUAUGGUGGAAGAAGGAAAAUCAGUUUGAAGUCCACAAUAAUGAAGUCAGCUUUCAAGUGGAUAAUCUUAGUUCCUACGUAGUCAAUGGUACAUCAAUGGACAAUGGCAAACCAACAAAGAAGCGCCUUCAGUGUGCUGUUUUUGGUGGAGAGGGUACAGUUGGCAUGGACUACACAGCAUAUUUGUAUGUCUUUGAUGACUGUGAGGCAUCAUUAGAGAAAAUCAUGCAAGAAGAGAGGUCAAGUGGAAGAAUUUUGUUGGGUUCCCCUCAGUCUAUCUAUGUCGAAACUGUGGCAAUUGAAACUGCUAUCAAGAUUUCUGUAAAACAGCCAGUCGAGGGGUGGACUGUUGGAGAGAUUAAACCAGAGUGUAUCACACAAAAACAUUUGAAGGAAUCCUAUCAAAUGAUACCCAGAGCAGAAAUAGUUUUUAAACAUGACAAUGGUCGCAACAGAGAUUUCCUUUGUAUAUUUGAACUAACUACUGGAGAUUCAACAACCACAAUUUGUGCAGUUGCCUCGAUUAAAGAGGACCCAUUUAGGAGGCCUGAGGAGCGGCAACCAAGCUUCAGUAAUGACCGCCAUCGUCUAGUGACAGGCAGGAACUCGUGUGAUCCAGUCAUUAUUAAUGAAGAAAAGGCGUCCCUUUAUCUUGAAAAACUCCCAAAAGAAGUGUUUCAUACUGUUUGCAUGACACUGGAUAGGCCACUCAAAGGAAAAGGCAAUUGGCGACAUGUUGGAGCAUCCCUUGGAUUCAGCGAGGAAGAGAUUCAGCGUUUUAGAGAUGAGAUACUAACUCCUGAAGGAAGUCCUAGCAUGGUGAUGUUGGGGGCGCUGAUAGCUAGGCAACCGCUGUUCACUGUAGCAGAAUUAGUGCAUAUUCUUCAAGCUAGAAAUGUUAAGCGCUUUGAUGUUGUAGAAAUUCUUGAGCCCUAUUUGUAUGAGCCAAUUCCAGUGUAGCAUAAAAAUGUACUAAAAUGGUCUAAAAUUUGAAUGUACACACUUAAAGGAAUAGGAAAAUAAGGAAAUAGUACGUAUAAUCACUGCCUUAGAGAUGUUAGAUAUUUGUAGAGAAAGACAUCAGUUUGUAGACUUAAGUCGGUGCACAGCAGCACUUGUAAAGAAUGCCUUUUUUCCUAAUUUGCCCUUAUCACUCCCCCGCCGUCUUGAAAAUGACGUAAUGUGUUUACAUGAGAACGAGGCGCCGCGUGGUUCCUGAUCGCCUCAGGUAAUCGAAUCAUGCCGAACAAAGAUCACUGCAGUGUUCCCAAGUGCAGCAAUAAUAGAUCAAAAGCACUUAAUAACUUAACAUUCCAUCAGUUUCCUAAAGACAAAGCGCUUAGAAGACAAUGGAUGGUUCAAAUUAGACGCGAUACCAGCGAAACUUUCUCGGUAAGUAGGCAGUUCUCCGUAGAAGACCUAUUGGAGGCAGCACAAAAGCGCAUCGAGGAACUAGAAAAACUGCUAAAGAAAGAAUCAUUGUACAGACAAUUGCAAGGCAUGUCUAACAAGAGUGUAAGGUUUCACACUGGAUUUUUCUCAUUUGAAGUUCUUGUAAGUACAUUUAAUGCUUUGAGGCCAACAGCUGAAAAAAUGUACUCGUGGUCGCAGUUUCAGAGAGUAAGGAAUAAAGGAGAAAAUGAAAUAAACAAGACCGGAAAUGCCAUUAGGGCAUGUAAACUUAGUUUAUUUGAUCAAUUCUAUUUAUGUGUUACCAAGUUAAGGCUAGGCACUUUCAAUGAGAAACUAGCAAGGGAAUUUAAUAUUUCUGAGUCAACCGUAAGCAGAGUUUUUAUUUCGUGGAUUAAUUUUCUCUAUUUUGUUUUGGGAACUAGUCCCAUUUGGCCAGCUAGAAGUAUUAUCGACAAGCAUAUGCCAAAGUGUUUCAAGUCAUUGUAUCCUACGAGCCGUGUUAUCAUAGAUGCCUCUGAAAUAAAGGUGCAAACACCAUCAA